This is a messenger RNA of Thecamonas trahens ATCC 50062, 1160 nucleotides long. Its product is annotated as GTP-binding protein YchF. NCBI's taxonomy places the organism in Eukaryota, Apusomonadida, Apusomonadidae. Gene Ontology annotation, cellular component: cytoplasm. The record is from RefSeq and is a predicted model, not a curated record. Gene Ontology annotation, molecular function: ATP hydrolysis activity; GTP binding; ATP binding. The coding region runs from base 42 to 1160 and encodes 372 amino acids. The transcript has 2 exons.
UGGCUAGACAAGCGAUUAACGACGAGUGAGAGGACGAGGUGAUGAGUGGUGGCUUGCGGAAGCUGCUUGGUAGGCGGUUCACGUCGUCGCUGCGUAUCGGACUCGUUGGCCUGCCAAACGUGGGCAAGUCCGCUCUCUACAAUCUGGUGACAGCCGAAGGCGCCGGAGUUGCCUCGGAGAACUAUCCCUUCUGCACCAUCGAUCCGUCGACGGCAGCGGCAGUUGUGGGCGAUGAGGUGCUGGAUGGCUUGCAGACGGUGGCGCCUGGGGCAAAGAUGGUGCCUGCUCUGCUGAAUGUUACCGAUAUCGCCGGUCUGGUUGCCGGCGCUGCCGAGGGUGAGGGCCUCGGCAACAAGUUCCUGGCCGAGAUUCGCGAGGCCGACGCCAUCGCCCACAUCGUGCGCUGCUUUGACGAUGGCAGGACGACGCAUGUGGUCUCGGGCCUGGAUCGUCCGUCGCCGGCCGACGAUGUGGCCACCAUCGAGACCGAGCUCGCGCUGGCCGACGUGGAGACGACCGGGCGGGCGCUGGCGAGGGCCAAGGGCAAGGGCGCGCUGGCGACCGGCGCGCGGGCGGUCGUCGGCGCUGUCCACGAUCACUUGCAGGGCGGAGGCGGAAUGGUAGCUAGCAUGGGCGAGGGCCUCCGCAAUCUGCUAGAUGAGCACCCCGAGGGCGCGCAGGCGCUGCGGGCGCUGCAGCUGCUCACCGCGAAACCGGUUGUCUACGUCGCCAACGUCGGCGAUGACUGGCUCACCGACGGCUCAGGCUCGGGCGCCAUGCUUGCUGAACUGACGGCGGCAGUCGGUGGCGAUAGCGCGGUGGUGCCAGUCCCGGUUGCUCUCGAGGCCGAGCUCGCCGAUCUCGACGCGGCUGACGCGGACGAAUACCUCGUCGAGCUCGGGCUGCCGGCGAGCGCGGCAAGUGCCGGCUCGCAGAAGCUCAUCCACACCGCGUACAGUGACUGUCUCGAUCUUGGCUCGUUUUACACCUGUGGCGAGACCGAGGUCCGUGCGUGGACGAUCCAGAAGGGCAUGACGGCGCGCGAGGCGGCCAAGGUCAUCCACGCCGACUUUUACGAUGCUUUUGUCAAGAUGGAAGCCCGCGGCACGCGGGCGCGGGCUGGUGCGGAUCGAGGGCAAGGAGUAUGUCAUGGGCGAUGA